AUGGCACUUGCAAAACCAGUUGGCACACCUUUGGCACAAAAACAUGGUCUACAACUAGCAACAGGAAACACAGCUGAUGCAUCAUUGUAUAGGAGUGUUGUAGGAAGUCUCCAAUAUUUGUGUCUAACUAGGCCUGAUAUAUCACAUGCAGUUAAUCUAGUUAGUCAGUUUAUGCAGGCUCCAAACACUGAACAUUUUCAGGCCGUAAAGAGGAUUCUUAGAUAUGUGAGAGGGACAUCAAACUAUGGUCUGAGGUUGCUAGCUAGAUCACCACUUAGAUUGUAUGGAUUCUCAGAUGCAGAUUGGGGAGGUUGUGCAAUAACAAGGAGGUCAACCACAGGUUACUCAAUAUAUCUAGGUGCAAACUGCAUCUCUUGGGCCUCUAGAAAGCAGAAGAUACAGUGUCAAGGUCCAGUGCUGAAGGAGAAUAUAGAGCACUGGCCUCAACAGCAGCUGAAAUGA
Molecule: messenger RNA, 462 nt
Organism: Lycium ferocissimum
Lineage: Eukaryota; Viridiplantae; Streptophyta; Magnoliopsida; Solanales; Solanaceae
Exons: 1
Coding region: 1-462 (153 amino acids)
Source: RefSeq, a predicted model, not a curated record